Molecule: messenger RNA, 1239 nt
Organism: Penicillium maclennaniae
Lineage: Eukaryota; Fungi; Ascomycota; Eurotiomycetes; Eurotiales; Aspergillaceae
Product: ankyrin repeat domain-containing protein
Exons: 2
Coding region: 1-1239 (412 amino acids)
Molecular function (GO): protein binding
Source: RefSeq, a predicted model, not a curated record
AUGUGCCUACCCAGCCCCAGAGACCUCUCCGCCCUCGCCCGCACUUCGACACGCUUCUACUCCCUCCUCAACUCGCGCCUCUACACACGAGAUGCAUCGCAAAACCGAAAAGCACUAUACUGGGCCGCCACUCGCGACCAAAAAACCACAGUCCUGAAAUCCAUCUCUGCCGGCGCAGACGUCCAAACUUUCACCGAUUUCGAUCCUCGCAUUAAAGGAUGUACUCCUCUCAUGCUCGCCGCGUAUCAUGGGAGUAGCGAAACGCUUCAGCUACUCCUCACAAUCGAAGAUAUCAAUCCAAAUAGUCGGGAUAGGAAGUACAUACGGCCUCCGAUAUCUUGGGCGAUCAAGCAGAACCACAUGGCGAUCGUGCGCGCGUUGUUAGAUGAUGAACGACUGGAUGUCAAUCUCGAGGAUAAGUGGGGGGAUACGCCACUCAUGGUUGCCGUUGAACAUAAUCCGAGAUUUAUUCCAAUGUUGUUGCAGCGGGGAAGGGCUGAUCCGCGUGUGAUGAACCGACAGGGCGCGACGCCGUUGUCUAGGGCUGCGAUGCUGGAUGUUGACGCGGAUCUGUUGCUUGCGGCGCAUGUUCAGUGUAUAUUAGAAGGUGAUAAUACAGCUGAGCAUUGCCAGCAUGUUUUUUUUCAUGCCGCGAUCGUGGGGCAGCUGGAUAUCGUGGAGUAUUUAGUUUCAUACUUCGGGAGCAAGCUUGAUCCGAAUGGGGAGCGCGAUGGGCAUGGGCGAGGCGCUUUUGCUAUUGCGGCGGAGCGGAACCAUCUUGAUAUCGUGAGGUAUCUGUGCAAGUGGGAGAAAACUAAUCCGAAUCUCAGUGAUAGCUGGGAACAUGAUACGCCAUUGUUCCGUGCUGCGAAGCAUGGCCGGAGGGAAAUGGUGAUUGCGCUGCUGGAAUGUGAGCGUGUCAAUGUCGAAUUGGGUAAUGUGCGCGGGACAAGGCCACUUGCCAUUGCGGCGGCGAACAAUCAUGAUGAAAUUGUGAGGUAUCUGUUAAAGGGGCCGUGGCGAGCGAAUGUGAAUGCUCAGGAUGAUAAUUUCCAUACGCCGCUGUAUCAGGCUGCGAUUUUUGGCAAUUUGCAGGCCGUUGAUGCGUUGCUUGAGGCUCAGGACAUAGAGCCGACGUUAGGGGAUGGUGUUGAUCAUACAACUCCUCUGGAUGCGGCAAUUCAAUACGGUCAUCAUGAUGUCGCGGAGAGACUGCGACAAUACUUGGCCCAGUCCUGA